Molecule: messenger RNA, 1269 nt
Organism: Didymodactylos carnosus
Lineage: Eukaryota; Metazoa; Rotifera; Eurotatoria; Philodinida; Philodinidae
Source: the annotation of a GenBank genome assembly
AUGAAUAAAAUCUCAGAAAAAGUUAAAAAACAAAAGUUGUUGGAAGAUUUAUUGAACAAAACAAACAUUGAUGAUUUUCCUAAAACACCAAACGAUAAAGAUGACACUGAUUCUACUAUACUUCCAAAAACCUACGAAGAUUUUCAUGAGGAGUUUUCAACCUAUUUUAAAACAAGUAUUUCAUCGUUGCUACCAAUCGAGAAUCGUUUACUAGAAUUGGAAAACACGUUAAAACAAUAUGCACAAGCAUUUUUGAGAGAUGAAAAUGACGCGUUCAUUCUACGGAAAAAACAAACUAAACACGAUUUAUUAGAUGAACAAUUAAGUCAGAUCGAAAUAAGCAACGAUAAUGAAUUAAAUGCAAUAUUAAAACGGCGAAAGCUACUGCUAGAAAUGAGUGGUGAGACUGAGAAAUCAAGGUAUACAGUAGAAAAUUUAAUAUACAACAGUUUUCGGAAUGAUAUUUAUAAUAAAUGGUCAGAGAAUGUUGAUGUCCUCGAUAUUUUGAACAAAGUAACAUCAACACAGGACUUUAGAGCAGGUUUUCUACAGCCAUGGAAUGAUAUUAUACGCCGUGAAUCAAGUCAAAAUUUGCUUAUCGAUGCCUUUUGGUAUAUUUAUUUAAAAUACUUUAUAAAAUCAGAUGAAAUGGAAGAAGAGUGUGAAGCAUAUUUCUCAAGAAUAGCUGAUAAUUAUGUUAAACUAUUACUUUCAGUUGAACCAUGGUUUCGUGAUAAAUUUUUCAAUAUUUAUCCCUCAUAUUUGUCUCAAGCUAUUUACAUGGCCUUUUUUGACACAUUUCCAGAUAGUAGAAUGAAUUUAACCGAUAAAUUUAAAGAAUAUAUUUCUAGUAUAAUUUCUGAAUGGAUUUCAGGUACGCAAGCGACAGCAGAUGCCUAUAAAAAUUGGACGAUUAAAGUUGAUUCCACAAUGGUUGCCAACGUACAAGAACAUACUGUUUCUUCGUCGAAUGAUAUUUUUCAAAAAAUUGCGCGAUUAGAAGAAGAAUUAGAACUACUUGGUGAAGAACAAAAUGAAAAUAUGAAAAGUUCACGUUCAGCACGUUCAAGUGCAAAAACAACGACCAAAAAGGAUUCUUUAUUAUUUUUGGAUAAUGUUGUUGACAUAGAAAAUGAAUUAUUUAAUCUAAAUACUCAAAGUGCUUUAGUCACACAUUAUCUUCAAAAACAACAUAUUCAAGAUACAACGCCAAGAUCGGGAAGACAAGUUAAACGCACACAAAUACGUGGUUGGAAUACUCAUCGAUAA